Messenger RNA from Sungouiella intermedia, 219 nucleotides. The record is from the annotation of a GenBank genome assembly. NCBI's taxonomy places the organism in Eukaryota, Fungi, Ascomycota, Pichiomycetes, Serinales, Metschnikowiaceae.
AUGCCGUUUUUAUCCAAGAAGAAGUCCACGUCAUCGACACUGUCGAUGUCGUCUAGUUCCACUGCAGCUUCAGCGUCUAGCCUGAACAGCUGUCACAAUAAGUCAUAUGCGAAGUUUGAUGAGAAGAAGGAUUACGACCGUAGGUGCAACAAGAAGCACCCUGCGGCAAAGAAGAGCACUCCGUGCCUGGUUUCUUUUUGCGUGGGCAAGAAGUUUUAG